Molecule: messenger RNA, 6103 nt
Organism: Frankliniella occidentalis (western flower thrips)
Lineage: Eukaryota; Metazoa; Arthropoda; Insecta; Thysanoptera; Thripidae
Exons: 4
Coding region: 334-5715 (1793 amino acids)
Molecular function (GO): protein dimerization activity
Source: RefSeq, a predicted model, not a curated record
CGGGAGCCACGUAGCCGAGACCCCUGCUUUAAAUUAGUGAUCAAUGAAAACUGUCAUUCCGGAAUUAACUUGAAAGAACGGCCACAUAAUGUGUAAUGAAAGAGGGACCCGAAAUGAAGAUAAGGUUAUGUUGUUGUAAACAAAAACAAACCGAAUUCAUAGCCUUGUUGAGUACAGCCAUUUUAACUGCUUGCAUUUGUUCCCACUGGUUCCUAGGUUCUAGGUUAUUUGUUUACCUUUACCUACUCAUUCAUGAAGAUUUAACAAUGACAUUGAAGGCUUUCCUGUCAAAUAACAUUUAUUGCUGUUUUUAUAAACAAGUAGAGUUCAAAUAUGGUUAAAAAAGAGGCAAGUAAAGGAAGAGAGUGGGAGAAAGGGCGAAGAGAUGUGUUAAACCAAACUUUCAACGAACUGCAUCAGGCGCUACCGAGUUAUGUUGUAGGGCAGACCCUUAGUAAGAAGACCAUUCUAAUUCAAGCACUUGCAUGCAUUCGUGAGCUUCAACAAACGAGGAAAGGAGAUGCAGCAGAUGACCAGGUGUUCAAAUCAGACCACUACAAAAAAUGGGUCCAAAACAUUCUUACUAAGUUCAACCACCUUCUAUCUUUCCUGAACACAAUUAACAUUAAGGUGCCAGAAGACUGUUUAUCUAUUGAUGCACCACCACCAGGCAUAGGCCCUGAUAUACUACAGCUGUUGUCUAAACAUGAAAAAGCAAGACUGUCCAUUGGAAUUUCUAGUCAAGAGAAUAAAUCUCAUGGGGCACAGAAUGCUGAUGAAGUCAAGAAAAGUGAUUUGUCAAAUGAUCUUUACUCUGCAUCUUCAUCAAGCCAUUGCACUGGAAGCAGCCCAAAGAAAAAAGUCUACAGCAGCAGUCAAUGUGGUAAAGCGUCCCAGAGUGAGAACUUAAUUAAUGAGUCAAGUGAAAGUUUGAUAGCAAAUCCAUCUGUAGUUCAGAGUCGUCCUUUGGUUGUGCAAUCAUCUUCUAUUCAAAUGCCUUCUCAGCUUUUAUUUACAUCUAACAGUUCCAACUCACCUCUACCAUUACUUGUUUCUGUUACUGGAGUUAAGACUGUCAAUCCUUUCAUACUAGUUCAAAGUAAUAUUAUGGCACCAAACCCAUCAGCACCUCAAAAACUUAUGAGGUCAGGAAGUAGUCGCCCUAUUCAACCAUGUCCAACAAGUAAAAUAUCAAGAAAACCACCCAAAAUACCCAUUCCUUCAUUGAAGCAAAAAUUAUUACUCAGUGGCUUUUCUCAUCCUCAUAGUACUCAGCUAAAGUGUUUAAAAAAGAACUUAAGGAGAAAUUCAUCAAAGUCAUCUCCUGAAAUUAAAUCUGAAAAAGCCAUCAGGAAGAACAAAGUUCAAAAAGUAAAGCGACCCUCAAACUCUACCAAUGCUACUAGUAUGUUGGUAGUUAGCAAAUCGAAGAAAAAUUCUACAUGUGAUAUGCAUGUUUCCAACAAAACUGAGCAAACAGUAGAUGGUAAACCUGUUGGUACUGUCUCCGAUGUAAACAAGGAGAAUAUUGUGCAAUGUGACCCCUCUAGCAAUGCAAAUGUUGAUGAAAGUACUGGAAGUGCAUUUGCUCUUAAAGACACACCUCUACCUGCAGAAAAUGGUGGAAGUGUGGCAGGUGAUAUGAGAGUACAUUCUGUGCCUGUAUGUAUUAUUGAGUCUCCAUCGGAAAAUCAAGAAACCAGUGCAAUAUCCACUGGGAAGGAAGGUAAUAACAUUUUAAAGAAAAUGACAUAUGAAUCAGAAGAUAUUAAUUGCAGUAAGUCCAAAAAAUGUGAAAAUAAGGCAAGCCAAGUAAAGUCAUCUCUUGAGCAUGGUGAAUCUCAUGCAUCAAAACCGACAAAAUCAAAUUACAGCAUAUCAGCACUUUGUGCAAGGCAGCAACUUUUGCAAAAUACUGAAAAUACUGUGUUAACAGAAGAACCACAAGAAACAUCUAAUAGUAAAAGUUCUGAGACACAGAAGGCAAAACUCCCAAGUAAUCCAAAUAUAGAAAGUAAUAAUGUACCAAUGGUUACAUCAGCAAGAAACUUAACUGAUAAUUGUUCUAUUGUAAAAGACAAAGCUACAGAACUUGCCUCUAAUGAUGUAUGCAAUGAAUGGUCAGACAAAUCAAAGUUAAAACCUGACCGUCCUUCUACAUCAUUUAAUAUCUUUUCCAGCUUGCCAUUGCACAACAGUAAAAAUACUUUUAUUCCUAUAAAUGAUAUAGAGAGCUUCAAGCCAGUCCCCGAAUCAUUUGACUCAACUGACAAUUCUUUUGGUUUGCCUUUACAGUCUAAUGAUAUUUCUAAUGAUUUAUUUGCCUCUUUACAAGUACCAUCUGGUGGCCAACAUCCUGAAUCUAUCUCCCCAACUGCUGCUUUUCUGCUAGCUUUUCCACUUGUAUCAACAUCCAAAGCAACUGAACUGGAUGAUACAGUGUGUGAAAAUACAGACAGCCAGCCUGGAAUGAAAACUUUGCUUCAAAUUGGCAAUUUAGACUGUGAUACUCCAGUAACAAAAUGUGUCAGCGUUUUUUCUUCAAUUGAGAAUAGUAAUGUUGUUUACAGUUCAUCAAAUGUGUUCAAUCAAGAUUCCCUUACAGUUUCUGCUAUUAAGAAUAGAAAUUCUACUGCUGAUGUCCUCAACUUCCCUGCUAGAGAAGCAACACAGAAAAGCAACAAUGAAAACAUGAUUCCUCUGAAAGAAAGCCCAAAUUUUGGGCAAAAGUGCCCUGAAUCUUCCCUGUCUAUUGAAGAGAGCGUUCCUUUCUCAUCAAAGGAACAUUAUCAAGCGGGUUGCUCCAGUAACAACAAACGAAUUUGUGCAUCAAGGACCGAAUCUAGCACCAUCUUAACAGUUUCUAAUAUCAAUGGACAACUUAAUGGAACAAGGGUGUCCACUAGAAAUGGGACUCUCCUGCAAGAAAGUGGUCCGAGCAAAAGUCCUCAAAAAUUAAUCCACCCUCAAGAGAAUGGAGGCUCAAUCACAUUCUUGGGCUGCGAAAAGCAAAGUGAUUGGCUUGAAAUGCCUCAGGCACCCCUUACAAUUUUUCCAGAUUAUCCUCCAACAAGUACUUCUAGAUCUGAUUGUGCUGUGAAUUAUGUACUUCCACCUGUUUUAAUGAGCUCAAGUGCAGGUGGAGAAGAACUACUUGCUCUUUCUAGAAGCCAAGGAUCAUCAUCAAUACCUUCCAGUAUUUUGUCCUGGUCAACAAUGUCUUCUGGGAACAUUCAAUCAUCAACAUCUACUUCAAAAGUAGUUAAUUUUCAAGAAAUGUUCCCUGUUACUAAGGCUUUAAACAAAACAAUUGAAUUGCAACAUUUAGUUCACAACCAAAAUGUUUCUUCGAGUUCAAGCCAAACUCAGCUGAUAACUACAUCUGCCACAACUUUAAGCCAUAAACUAAAUUCUGUUUUAUCUAAUUAUAGUGAAGUUCUUUCAAGUUCAUCUAAAAUUAGCAAUGCACUGACUGGAAAGCAGAUUACACACACCCAGAAUUUUGCACCACCUGAAAACAUCACAGAAGCAAGAAAACCCUUCCUGUCUGUGACUGCCACAAAAGAUUUAAUUUGCAAUUCAUCAGAAGUUCCUAAAAUGUCUUCAAAUUUUUGUGGAUCAACCACACAUUUGCAGACAAGAACAGAAGCUACACAAUCAAGCUCUACAAAAAUGAUGUACCUUUCCUCAGAAAAUAAGUUAUCUAAAGCAAAUAAUGUUUAUUUUGAGGAAAAGGUAGCAUCUCAAAAUGUGAAGAUAGGAAUGAGUGCUAGUCUAAAUAGCUCAUCCAAAGAUUCCAGUAGUCUGUUGACCUAUAAUCAAAACAAUGUUGUUGUAGCAGUCCCGGAAGUGAAGCAGAUUCAUUCUAAUUAUAGCCACAUACCAACUUUAAAUGUUAAAGGAGCAGCAGGACAAAACAACAUAGUUGGAAACAACUAUAAUCAUCAAAACAAUACUCUACCUAAGCAAAGUCCUGGUUCCGGAAGUCACUAUUCUACAGGGAUUUCUAGUGUUGCAGAUCCAAAAAAAGAUGUGUCUACCUUCACUCAUAAUAGUGGAGCCUCUGUUGAAGUUUUAAAGCAAACAUCAAGCCUUCAUUAUAAUCAAGAAAAUACAUCUAUGCUACAAUUUGGAAGUAAUUCAACCAAUUUACCUUCAAGUCACCAGGGUUCAUAUAACAGUAAGCCAAACAAUCAGAACGGACAGGAAGACAAAUCUCAACCCGGUCAGCAGAGACAACUAUGUGUACGUGCAAAUAAUAAGGAAUCUGUUACAAAUUUACAUCGACCUCCAGUGAACUGGAUGACAGCUCCUGAUAUAAGAUCACACCAGCACCAUAGUGGACCAUCAUUUGGUAACAGCUCAAAUAUGAACAGCACUCAAGGUCUACUUUACUUGCCUGAGCACAUCAAAGAAUCUGAAAACAUUGGACCAGUUUUUGAUCAAACGGCGAAUUUCCAUUGCUUGGAUAUGGCUCACUCUUCACAACCUCUGUAUAAGGGAAAUGAACAUCAUCUCUUUGGAAAUGAUAGCAUAGAAAAUUUCCAUGACAAUUCAGCAUGGUCGCCUAGUAAAAGUGGAGGAUCUUCUAUGCUUGGAAACAUGAUGAUUCCAUCAACCUUACCAACACUUGUUGGUGACCUAGCUUUAGGAGACAACAGUAUUAGUCGACCCUUCUUACCAACAUUUAACAAUGACUCACAAGGAUGCCCCAAGAAGCCUGCAAGAAGAAUGAUAAAUGCACCUAGACGUUCUGAUAAAUGUAUUGAUGAAGCAAGUGUGACAACUGCAACUAUUGGAGGACAGGAAUGUGCUGGGUCAUUCUUAUCAGUUAGUCAGCUUGUUGACACCAGUAAUGUUGCAAAAAGUCGAACCACCACCAUACCAAAAGAAAGCCAUUUGUCAUACACAGGUCCCUUCAGUGACCAUGAUACAGUUUCUUGUCAAACAUCAAAACAAAGUACAUCAAAAUCGGUCUCAAGUAACUACUCUACUGAGGCCCUUUUAUCAUCAACAAUUCCUCUACAAACAAGUCAGACCAACAAUCGAAAACGCCGAUCUCAUGGAACCCAUUAUUCCAACAAUUAUGCUGGAACCAGUAUGCCAUAUCAAAAUACUAGUUCUGUUUCUUUACAGGCUCAGGGGCCACAGAAUCAAUAUCUAUCAGAUUUACCACGUUCAAAUGACUACCAAGGAACAUUCAUUUCUAGUGAUACAGUGCCUCCUUUCAUUCUUGGCAACCCAACCAGCAGAUCCCAUCGAAAUCAUUCCUAUUCACUGCAAAAUGUUACUGACAGGACAUCUGUUGAAGAUAAUUCAAAUCCACUCAAAUCACAUCAUCCAGGGGGAAUGCUGGAUAACAGUACAGGACGUCCCAGAACAAAUAACCAUAAUUCUACUAGUAAUGGCACUUCCACUGUAGCUGUUUCGUCAUCAUCCAAUAUAAUGGAUUUUGGUUACAUGAAUAUGACAUCAACAGUGCUUCAGGAUGAUAUUAACUUUACUAACCAUCCUCCUCCUCCUCCCUCUUUCUUACCCCACCAUUCGUACUCAAUGCCUGCUGCACAGGAUUCACUUUACUCUACACCCCGCCUUUCCAUGCAUCCAACUCAUCAUCCUCAAAAUAGCAACAUUCAAUCACCUAGUGCAACAACAUUGACCAACUUUCAUCUUAGUACAAUUUUCCCUGAAAUUAAUGAUAAAGUUAUAUGUUAAUAUAUACCUAGUAUUUAUUUUAGAAUUAAAUUUGUGCAAAUAUAGUUAAGUAAACUGUGAUUCAUUUGAGUGUUGUUUUUUAGUACCACCUAUAAAAAAUUAUAUAUUUCAGGAACUCUAUUUUUUCAGAUAUAUUGAGCCUUUCCUUAAGGUUGUAUACAUUUAUAAUAUGUAAUUUCAAGUAUCGCUCUUACUCUUGUUUACGUAACCUGGUAGAAAAUAUUGUGUAAGCAAAAUGUAAAAAGUAUGUGAAAAUUCUGUGUACUUUGAGGAAAUAGGUAUUAACUAUUUCUAGAGCCUUUUCUUGAGCUAUCAAAACAACUGUGCUAAGUUUCUAUGAAUUUUAUUUUUAAAAAUGUUUUAAUAAAUUGUUGACUCUUAUACUGUC